GUUGUGUGUUUUGUCUACAAGUUGAAGCGAGUGGAGGCCAGCGGAUGUAGAGGACUGAAGGCCUGUUGAGUCCCGGAGGGACAGGUGUGCCUCGAGAGAAUGCCGGUUCAUCAGAUCUCUGUGGUGCCCGCCACCAAGGAAGCAGCUAGCAGUAGUCGCAGCUCAAGCCGCUCCAAAGAGAAGACUAAAGACGCUGAAGGGGAGAAAGGGCCAGGGCGAUCAGGGAGUCGAUCAAGCAAUAUCUCGAAGGCAAGUGGCGCCACUGCGGGGGCGGGGCUAAACAGUGCUUCCCGGUCGUCGGCCACUCCCUCUGCUCAGGACAUUUGCAGCACUGGCACUCUGGCCAGGCUUGAGGAGAAUGGUGCAGAGCAGAGCACGGCGGUGAUGCCCAUGAGCCCUGCGCUGGAGUCGGCCCCCUCGGGGAAGCGGCAGGUGAAGCGGCGGCACCGGCGGCGGCGCGAGAGCUCGGGUGUGGGCUGCGUCACCGAGUGCGUGGAGGGCCAAAAGGGCGAGCGGGAGCGCGAGAAGGAGAAGGAGCGCUCGCGACGCGCGCGCACACACUCGGACUCGUCCGACGAGGACGAGCAGCGCUGGAGGGAGUCGCGCUCCUGGUCGCGGGAGAAGGCCCGCCGUCGCCGCAGCAGCAGCCGCCAGACGCAGACGCGCGUCCACGCGCACGAGAGCCACGGCGCUGGAGAUGGGGUGGAGCUGCUGUCCGUGGGCUCGGACGAGGCCGGGAAGGAAAACCGUGCGCCCGAGCCAGCGCCCGCCAAGAGCUCCAGGAAGUCGUCCUCGCUGAAGAGGGAGGAGAGGAGCAGCAAGGCAGCCAAUCAGGGACGAGCCAGUGGGAGGGAGGGGCGGGCCAGUGAAGAGGAGCAGCCAAUCAUGAAGAGCUAUGAGGAGGAAGGAGAGGGGGGUGACAACCUGUCGGUUCCCAUUGUCCAAAAUCCCAUUGUUGCCACUGAACCCAACGGAAACAUACAAACUAAAGCACAGACCAAUACAAUACCACUUUGCUCUGAUGAGGAGCUGGAAGUCUGCAGAAUUUGUCACUGUGAGGGAGAUGAGGAGUGCCCGCUCAUCACCCCGUGCCACUGCACCGGGAGUCUGCGCUUUGUGCACGAGGGCUGCCUGCACCAGUGGAUCAAGAGCUCCGACACACGCUGCUGUGAGCUCUGCAACUACCAGUUCAUCAUGGAAACCCACCUCAAGCCUUUGCGCAAGUGGGAGAAGCUGCAUAUGUCCACCGGGGAGCGCAGGAAGAUCUUCUGCGCGGUGACCUUUCACCUGAUCGCUGUAGCAUGUGUGGUGUGGUCACUUUAUGUGCUCGUCGAUCGCACUACAGAGGAGAUUAAGAUGGGCAAGAAUCUUGCGGGGGUGCGUCUCUCUCCUUUCAAUGCCUCAGGCGUGCUGGAGUGGCCCUUCUGGACCAAGCUGAUUGUGGUGGCCAUCGGGUUCACGGGUGGCCUCAUCUUCAUGUAUAUCCAGUGCAAAGUCUACCUGCAGCUCUGGAGGCGCCUCAAGGCCUUUAACCGCAUCAUCUUUGUCAAGAACUGCCCUGAAACGGCCAGGACCGCCGAGGAGACAAAAGCCUCCGGCCCCACCCAGACCAACGGGCGGCACGAGCCAGUUGAGGUGUGCCCUCCGCCUGCCCAGGCCCACACUACCGCUCCCAUCCAUGCAGGCAGUGCGGGCGUGGCCCCUGUGUGAUGAACAGGUUGAUGAGCCAAUCAGGGGAAGAUGCCAGCGUAAGGCGGUGACAUAUCUGACCAUCCGUAUGACGGGUGAGAGGUGAAGAGGUCAAACGGGUACUUUGAAAUGAUAACAAAGCCAAGGUUGGUGGUCUACAGAACUAGUGUGAGAAGGAGAGGAAAGGGAGAGAAAGAAGCAAUACCCAAACAGAGCAGGUAAAUGUUCUUAUCCAGCAUUAUGAGAGAGGGCACAAUCAUUUGGACAGUGAUUGAGACAGGUUUAAGUUUCAGACAAGCCGAAUCUAUCUAACGGACUUCCUAGAAGAUAAGAAGAUGCUGCAUAGACAGAUGUUUUCUUCCCUCCAUUUUGCAUUGGGUAUGGAUAUAUAUUUACAAAACCCAUUUGACACCUGCCCUCUAAAUGCAUGCACCUUUAAGACCAUUAUUUGAUAUUAUUGACCAUUAUCGACUACCGAGUAUUUUAAGGCCUUUGAUUUCCUGUGUUGGGCAGAGUUCUGUUGCUUUCUUUCUCUCCCUCAAUGGGUCUGUGAAUUCCCACUAACGUACUGUUUUUGGAAAAGUGAUCCCAAACGGCUUCUGAGACCAUACAUAACAAACAAUAAGACAGAGUACUAUACAGUCACAGAAUUUAAACAUUGUUUUAGUUAAGUACACAAAAGACCUCAAAUGAAGCAAAUCUAGCAGGACAUCCAGGUCCUUCUUUAGUGGAAUGUAUUCCUUUUCUUAAGAGUCUCCACUACGAAAAUACAAAAAAGGUAAUAGUAGUGACCAUGAGAUUCUUUUUUGAUGUGCAAUAUUCAUGUGUUCUGUGGUUAGUCUUCAUAUAUUCACACAAUGCUAAAAUCCUCAUAUGCAGCUCAAAUGGGACUGAUGACGCCAUGUCUGAGAUGGCAGUGGAACAGACUGGAGAGAUGAGCUGCUUUAUACAAUCUACUCUUCCCAGAUCCUGUAGUCCUAACGCUUAAUCAGUAUCUUGCCUCAUCUUUGACCUGUUUUUUUGUCAAUUGUGGCUAAAACAUUUACACUUUUUUUUUUUUUUACAAAUAUGAAUGUAACUUCCAUUUUACUUUAAAAUUUUAAUGGUAACU
This is a messenger RNA of Sardina pilchardus (European sardine), 2800 nucleotides long. It is a transcript of the gene marchf1, whose product is annotated as membrane-associated ring finger (C3HC4) 1. The record is from RefSeq and is a predicted model, not a curated record. Gene Ontology annotation, cellular component: cytoplasm; early endosome membrane; late endosome membrane. The transcript is spliced from 7 exons. Bases 100 to 1710 code for a protein of 536 amino acids. Gene Ontology annotation, biological process: immune response; antigen processing and presentation of peptide antigen via MHC class II; protein polyubiquitination. Gene Ontology annotation, molecular function: zinc ion binding; ubiquitin protein ligase activity; MHC protein binding. Lineage: Eukaryota; Metazoa; Chordata; Actinopteri; Clupeiformes; Clupeidae.